Cimex lectularius (bed bug) is the source of this 3675-nucleotide messenger RNA. RefSeq names its product girdin (gene Girdin). The record is from RefSeq and is a predicted model, not a curated record. Gene Ontology annotation, molecular function: dynein light intermediate chain binding; microtubule binding. Gene Ontology annotation, biological process: cytoskeleton-dependent intracellular transport; cytoplasmic microtubule organization. The transcript has 25 exons. NCBI's taxonomy places the organism in Eukaryota, Metazoa, Arthropoda, Insecta, Hemiptera, Cimicidae. Gene Ontology annotation, cellular component: centrosome; cytoplasm. Bases 222 to 3620 code for a protein of 1132 amino acids.
GGAACUGCACAACACUGCCCCUCCAGACUUAUUUCUGUUUGACUCAACAUAGUUUUUGUUUUUGUUUUGUUGUUGUAAAACCCCAGAUAUGUUUAUAGCCGGAGAUUUUACGAGGGGAGACGAGUACCAGGAGUAAUUCCAGGCCUGGAAGAUGUCAAGGGUCAGGACGACGUUCAGAUGACGAUGAUUUUCUCUUGGGGAAACUCGGAUACACAGGAGAAAUGACAACCAAGACUGACAUUGAAGAGUUCCUUGAAAGUCCACUCGUGACUUGGUUCAAAUCUUGCCUGAAUAACCCAGACAGACUUUCUGAUUAUGAAGACCUAGCUGAUGGAAAUUUAAUCUAUGAAGUUUUUCUAUUGAUUGAUCCUGAGCCGCUUCAUCAUGGCAUCACUACAAGCCUUGGUAAUGCCACAAUCAGGACAAAGAAUUUUGAGUGUAUCACAAAAAACAUUAAAACACUUUAUGAGGAGGAGCUGGGCCAGCUGGUUGUUGUGCUGCCGGAUCCGAUCAAAAUUGGAAGGGAACCGGACAGUAAAGAGGGCAUCGAACAACUCCAGCUUUUGCUUAUGCUUUUGCUUGGCUGUGCUGUUCAAUGUCCAAACAAGCAGCUAUUUAUCGAGCGCAUCAAGGAAUUACCUGUUGAUGCUCAACAUUCACUUGUUGACUGCAUAAAACGGGUAACAGAGAGCCAAGAGAUAGUUCUGGUACCUGAACUGAGUGAAAAUGUACCAGUGACCCUGUUUCUGGGGCAUAUCAGGCGGCUCAUAAAACAAAGAGAUUUUUACUUCCAGGUCUCAUAUGAGGAAAAAAGCAAACAAUCAACUGGAAAUUUAUCAUCCGUACCAGGAUCUGAAUCUCAACACCUUGCUGUAGAACUAGCAGAUUGGAAAUCAAAGUUGAGAAAACUUCGGCAAGAUGUGGAAGAAAAAUCUGAAGCCCUUUCUGAAGCCAAGGAUGAGCUUGAGUAUAAUAAAGCACUUGUUACAAAACUCAAAACUGAGGUAAAUGAAUUAAAAACAGAAGCGAGGGUGGGAAAGGCAUACAGGGACGAGGCGGACGCUUUAAGAGAGAAGGCUGAGCGCGCUGAGAGGCUUGAGACUGAAGUGUGCAAGUACAGGGAGAAACUUUCCGACCUUGAAUAUUACAAAUCGAGAGUGGAGGAGCUGAGGCAGGACAAACGGAUUUUGGAAGAAACUCGAGAGAUGCUAGAAGAGCAGCUGGCUCGUGCAAGAUCAAGAGUUGACUAUACCCUCGAGCUUGAAACAAAGCUCCUCGACCACAAACAGACCAUCAAUGACCUGUCUCUGGAAAGAGAUGCAACGCAGGAACGCCUGCAGCAAUUAUUCGAGGAGAACGCACAACUCACACUUCUCAGCAAGUCUGCUUUGAAUAGUGAUAAGACUUUGUUGGACCCUGAAGAAACAUCGGUUUCAGGAGGGGAAAAUAGCCUUUGCGAACAGUUGUCAAACAAUGCACAAGGGAGGGCAUUGAAAUUAGAACUUGAGAAUAAGCGUCUUGCACAGACACUGGAGUCACUGCAAGAAGCAACUUUACACCAGACAAAUGAGAGGCUUUUGCAACUCGAGAAAGACAAGAAAAAACUCUCUCUUCAGGUCGAAGAGUUAGAAGAGGCCAAAAAGAAAUUGACGUCGCAUAUCAGCGAACUAGAAGCGACAGUCAAAAACGCCCAGAAGGAUACGAAGAAGAUGCAAGACUUGAGGGACUCGCUUCAGACACAGUUGCAGUUGAAGAUCGAAGAGGUUGAGACUGUCCAGAGGGAAAAGGGCAGAAUGGAACUGAGGAUUAAAGAGGCCGAGGAGACUAUCGAAGCGCUUAAAGCUAGGGAGAUACUUGUUGACGAGACGCUCGAACUAAAAGCUAAACUUUCCAAUUCAGACCGGGAAGUAUCUCGACUCAAAAAUGCUCUCGAGGGUAAAGCAGUCAAUAUUGACAGGCUCCAGUGCGAAUUGGACAACAGCUUGAAAGAAAAGUCGCAGAUUUCUAGGCAGUUGGAAGAAGCUAAUAAUCAAGUGUUCAGGUUGGUUGAGAUUGAAAAAUCGUGGAAAGAUUUAAAUUCGAGGUAUGAAGUCGACAAAGCGACCAUUGAAACUUUGCAAAGUGACUUGGUGGCUGAAAAAAUGAUCAAUAGAAAGCUGCGAGAUUCUUUGGAAAGCCCUGGCUUCGCAUCGGAAGAACUGAACGAAGGCUUCAUUGAAAAGAUAUUUUCCAAUGCUGAUAUUCUUGGUGCGGUGAAAGAAAAAUUGGCUGAAAACGAAGGCGAGAGCAAGCUGAAUCAGUCGAAAGAGUUACAGGAGGAGAAUGCGAGGUUGUCUGUUUCUUUGUCAACCCUUCAGUCUCAAGUCCAGUCCCUCACAGCUCAGCACACAGCUCAAAAAUUAGCCAAUUCUCAGCUCGUCGCAGAAAAAGAAGAAAUUAACAAACAUCUGGAGUCGCUGAGAGAGCAGCAUCAGCAGUUGCUGUUGGAUCAACUAACGAUGCAAGGGCUUCAUGAGACACUCACAACACAAUACGAGCAGCUCAGUGUAGGCCGGGAAGCGACGAAAGCUGAGAUCAAAUUGGCCAAAACUGAGAUUCGAAGUCUUAAAGAAAUCAACGAAGGUCUCGAAGCGCGAGUACACUUACUGACGCAAGAAAUCAAACGUCUGUCCUCAGAUGAAAACUGCCUCUCUAAUUUACGAGCAGAGCAUUCUAAACUAAAGGAGGAUUUUAGAAAAUUGUUCACGUCACACGACAAGCUGAAAUCCGAAUACAAAACGGCACAGGAAGAGUACAAAAACAUGAAAGUAGAAGUGAGGAAUUUAACUGUAAGCCAGACUGAACUGCACGCAGAGCUGACGACAAGGAUCGAAACAAACUUGCAUCUCGAGGAUCAGCUUGCUGAUUAUAAAACAGAAAACGAGUGUUUAAAACAAGUGAAAUCAACAUUGGAAGAAGAGAGAAAGUCAUUAAUGAAACAUGUAACCAUUUUAUUGGAUCAAUAUCGUGAACUUCUUCACCAUUCGUUGGACGACAAGGAUCAUUUUCACGCUGAAGAAAAAUUGCUCCGGGACCAAUUUAAUAGCAUAUGCCGACAAAAAGAAAAACUUGAGGAAAAGAUAAUGGAACAAAUCAUAAAUAGCCGUUCUUCAAACAAAAAGAAGAGUUUUGGGGCUAAUUUGGUAAGAAGAGUUAGAAAAGCUGGAUCUGAACUUAUUAAUAAGAGUCGAAGAUCGUGGCAUGAAGACCCCAUGAAGACGAAUUUACAAGGGACUGGUGGUGGUGGUGGUGGAACUGAUUCGGACACAAGCCUUGAAGAUGUCCGAUCCCGUCAAGAUAGCUUAAGUGGCCUCGGAAGUGCCGGGACCAGGCGAACGGUCUACUUAUCAGGCGACGAGAAUUCAGCUUCUACUAAUGACCACGAUGAUAAGAGCUACUCGAAUAUUAAUGACGUACCUAGAAGCUCCACACCUCAGCAAGAUCCAUCUGUUCUUGUCUACAACCGUGUCACUGUGAGGAAUAGUGACAACCAGAGCAUCCAUAGCAAUUCCUCUCCAGCCAAGAGCCAACACCAAAGUCUAAAACAUAAUGAAGUUUGGUGUGAAUACGGGUCAAUUUAAAAUUUAUGUCCUGUACUCAUCUACUUUCUGUUGUAAAUAAACAUUUUAUAUUGGU